This is a messenger RNA of Acanthochromis polyacanthus (spiny chromis), 9708 nucleotides long. RefSeq names its product triadin. Gene Ontology annotation, molecular function: signaling receptor binding. The transcript is spliced from 32 exons. Gene Ontology annotation, cellular component: sarcoplasmic reticulum; membrane. NCBI's taxonomy places the organism in Eukaryota, Metazoa, Chordata, Actinopteri, Pomacentridae. The record is from RefSeq and is a predicted model, not a curated record. The coding region runs from base 266 to 4237 and encodes 1323 amino acids.
UUUCACCUCUAGAACAAGAAAGGAAAGUGCAGAUUUAAGUUCUGACAAUGGGAAAAGAGGCAUACUGCUGCUAAGGGUGGCCAAAGAGUUCUGGUUUUCCACAUAUCCUCAGCACCAGCCCUUCAUAUGACGUUGCUGGAUGGGAAUUAAGCACUGGGAUUAAAAGGCGUGGAGGAGUUGAGGAUCUACCACAAAUGUUUGGCUUCAUGGCAACAUAACCAGCGCAAAGGAUUAAUUGUCGGAAUAGAACAUUUAUUUUGAAACUAUGACUGAAGCAGUUGAAGCACGGUCGUCGACCACCACCACCAUGGUCAUCGAAAGUAAGAACGGAGACGCUGGGUCACCACCUUCCCGGGUGUCCAAGAAAACUUUUAAAGAUGAUGUCUACUCUACGUUUAGCUCCCCACUGGCCUGGAUCUUGGUUCUGGCCCUCAUCAUUACAUGGUCUUGUGUUUUUGUCAUUAUGUUUGAUCUGAUGGACUACAAGACCAUUUCAGGUCGCCCGCCUCCUGGCAUCAGGAAGGUUUUAAAGGAUUCAGGGCGUAGAGGAGGCAUCAGUAGGAUCGGCUCAGACCCCAUGAAAGCUGUGAAUGAUGCCGUGGAGGAAUCAGCAAACGUAUUCAGUGUAAUAUUUAAAUUUGCUGCCAACCUGAUUGCACCUGAAGAAGAUGAAGGAAAUCUAUAUGCAGUGAGGAAAAAAGGAGAAUUUCUACCAUCACGAAAUAAAGUCGUAGAGAUGCAAGCAAAGAAGAAACCACCAGUGGCUGAAGUUGAGGAGGAGGGAGAGGAGGAGGGAGAGGAGGAGGGAGAUGAAGAAACACUAGAGGAGGAAGAGGAAGAAGAGGAAUAUGAGGAGGACUAUGAGGAGGAGUAUGAGGAGGAGGAGUAUGAAGAGGAAUAUGAGGAGGAAGAGCAGGAAGAGGAGGAGGAAGGAGCAGUGGAGGAGGAGGAAGAGGAGGAAGGAGGAGAUGAAGAGGAAGAAGACGCAGAAGAAGCUGAAGGGGAGGAGGAGGAGGAAGAAGAGGAGGAGGAGGAGGAAGAGGCUGGAGGAGCAGAAGAAGAGGAGGAGGAUGAGGAAGAGGAAGCAGCGUCAGAAGCUGAGGAGGAGGAGGAGGGAGGAGAGGAAGAAGAGGCUGAAGGAGCAGAAGAAGAAGAGGAGGUGGAAGGAGAGGAAGAAGAAGGGGAAGAUGAGGAAGACGAGAAAGAACCUGAAUCAGCUGCAUCAGAGAUCGAUGAUGAUGAUGAUGAUGAUGAUGAAGAUGAAUUGAAAGGGGAUGAGGAUGAAGAAGAAGAGAAGGCGGAUGCUGUCGAUGAAGAUGACGAUGAAGAUGAAGAAGAGUCUGCUGAGGAACCAGCAGCUGCUGAUGCUGAGGAUGAUGAUGAGGAAGAGUUUCCUGAACCUGUUUCCACCUCUGAGGAUGAAGAGUCGGCUGUGUCUCCUGAUUCUGAGUCUGACGUACCUGUUGACGUCGACGACAGUGACGAAGAUUUAACGUUACCUGAUAAAGACAAAGAUGAUGAAGAUGAUGAAGAUGAUGACGAUAAAACCAGUGACGUUGAGUUCACUGACACCUCAGAUGUCAGUGAAUCAGCACUUCUUUCCAGUGAGGAGGAGGAGGAGGAGGAGGAUGAUGAUGUUGAUGAAGACGACAUAUUAGCUGAGAGUGUCGCGACAUCUGACAGCGAUGAUGUCAUUGAAGAAGACUCUGAUGAUGACCUGGAUCUUCCUCCUAUCACAAGUGACGACGAGGAAUAUGAUGAUGAGAAACUCCCAGAAGAGGAAGAUCUGCCCCCUCUGCCUCCUGUUGAAGAUGACGACGAAGAAAUUAAAGUUGCUGAAGACACUGAUGAGGAUGACGAAGAGGAUGAUGAUGAUUUGGACCAAUCAGACGAGGACAUCUCUGUUGCAUCCUCUGAACACUUUGCAGACGAUGAAGACGAUGAAGAUGACGAUGACGAUGAAUUUGACAGUGACCUUGACAAAGAUGUCGUAGCCAAACUUGAGGACACUGAAGACGAUCGUGACAAACUUGAUGAUGUCAUUGAAGAAGACAUCCAUGAUGAUGAUGAUGAUGAUGAAGACAAAGAGGAAGAGGAGGAUGUUCCCCCCUUUGCGAGUACAGACAGUGGAGUCUUAGGUGAUGAAGAUGAUGAUGAUGACAUUGCUUUUAAAACAGAUGAAGAAUCUGUUGGAGAGACUGUCUUCAGUGAUGACAUCUCCUAUGACACAACUGAUGAUGAUGAUGAUGAUGAUGAAAAAGAUUUUGAUACGAGCUCAUCUGAGUUCAAAUUUGAUCUUGAAGAUGAAAAAGAAACCACAGAAACAAUUGUUGAUGCUGACAAAGAUGAAGAUGACCUUAAAGAUAAAAUCACAGCAGAGUCAUUAGCUGAUGAGGAUGAAGAUCAUGAUGAAGAUGAUGAUGAUGGUGUUGAUGACAUCUUGCUGGCAGCUGCCACAGCAUCGGUGCUCACUGUCCAGGAGGAGGCAGCAAAGACUGAGGCAGACGACGAUGAUGAAGAGGACGAGCUUGAACAGGCUGAAGAUGAAGACAAGACUGAAGAAGCUGAAAUAGAGCAAACUGUUACCAGCCAGCCUGUUGCUCCUGAGGAGGAGGAUGGAGAGGACGAAGAGCCAGCGACCAAAGAGCCUCGGAAAUCUGUCGAUGAACCUGAAGAUAAGAAAGAGGAGUAUGAUGAAGAUGAUGAUGAUGAUGAUAAGAAGGCAACAGUGGAUGUGAUGAAACCUGUGCCUGAACCGGAGGAAGAAGCACCAAAGACUGAACCCACAGUGUGCCCCUGUAUGCUUGCUGCAAAGACCAAAGAGUCUUCCACGAAGUCUGCAGACACAAAAGAUGCUCCCAGGAGGGUUUCAGCUGUGAGAAGGAAAAAGGAGCGGGCACCUGUAAAGACAGAAGAAAAGCCCAAAAGAAAAGCUCUUCCCAGAAUUGCAGGUCUGCAACCCAGAAUCAAGAGGAUCAUGAGGACUUCUCCUCUUCUCAGAGUGAAAAGAGAGGAGAAGACCAAGACUCCCAAAACAGAGACCAAAAAACAAGAACAGGACACUGAAUCUGGACAAGAAGUUGGACCUUGCAAACCUGCACCUGUCUAUUGUCCAUCCCCACCUGGAUGGUACGUUCAUCACGUAGUCACAGACAAUCCAUACCCUCCUCCGACCAUGCCAGCUCCGUCUGCUCCUGUUCUGACCGCCCACCCCGUCCCUCCUGGAGCUCCAUCCACACAGUCUCUUUAUCAACAGCAACCUCCUCCACCACCGAUGCACCCGCUGUACGCACAGUAUCUUCCAUAUCCACCAAUGAUGCAGCCAAUGAUGCCGCCUCCACCCGAAUCCGCUCAGCCAGUCCAGCCAGCCCAGGCUGCGCAGCCAGAAGCCCCAGAACAAGCCACCCCUGUUCAGCCCGAGGUCCCGACUCCAGCUGCCGAAGCCCAGCCUGCUGCAGUUCCAGAACCAGAGAUGGUUGAGGAAGAAGUGAAGGCUGCUUCCACUAAGAAAGCUGCAGCAAAGAAAACCAAGGCUGCUGAUUCAGAGAAAGAGCCAGCAGCAGCCAAAGACAAAGCCAAGAAAGAUGCUGCUGUUUCGAAAGACAAAAGCAAAGCAGCCACUGCAAAAAAAGAGCCUGCUGCAAAAAAGGAGAAAGCCAAAGCGGCUAAGAAAGAGCCACCUGUGAAAGAGAAAGCCAAAUCUGCUGCAGCUCCUAAGAAAGAGCCUGCAGCUGUUCGACAGAGGAGGAAAUCAGCUUCUGAAAAGACAGAAGCAUCAUCUGUCAAGAGCAAAGUCAAGACAUCUGCAGCAGUGACAGAUGCAGAACGGCAUCCACAGCCAAUCAGACUAAGACCAAGACUAGAAGCCUUCAAGAGGGCGAAUGUUACCUCUCCGGCCAAAGAGGAGAAACCUGCCAGAUCUUCAUCUGAAACAGCCAAGACAAGAUCAAAAUUAUUGGCAGAGAAGAAAAGCAAAGCAGAGAAGGCUGAAAAGAAGUCUGUCAAAAAGGCUCAAGAUAAAGAGAAACAACCACCACAAGCUCAAGAGGCCCAGACUGAAGAAAAUGUUACAGAAAAGAAGAAACCUGGCCAGAGAUACUUCCAGUGCGUUUAUGUCCCGGGCAAAAAUGCACAGUACCCUCUACGACCUUUCACCCCAGCCAUGUCCCCCACCAUGUUGUCCCCUGCCCUCCGGUCAAUGCUGGAGCAGAGAGCAGCCAAAGCGUCGGGGCAUUAGGACUACAACUCCUCACCUCAUUUUAUUAACAGCACUGCAUCUCCCAGUCCAGCAGGGGGAGAUGUUUGAAUCUGUGGCAUCUUCAGAUAGAGAAGACCACCACAGACUCACAGAGAAAAGUGGACAGAACUAUUUUGUCUUUAAUUUAUUGAUGUAUUUUUUAAGUGGUUGAGCUCCUGGGGUUGAUAUUUCACAUUUUCAUUACUUGUUUAUGCUUCCUGUGUUUUGCCACCACUACUUGCCACUGCCAUGCCUCGCUUGUGUCUUGGAUAAAAAAUACUGGCACCAUUUUGUGAAAAAUUUUAUAGUUAUAGCAGCUAUAAUGUACAUAAAGAACAUGUUUAUAAUUUAGGAUGGGAUAAAGGGCCACAACUUUGCAUGUCAGUUUUUGUUUUUCUUUCCAUAACACCUUCUUUACAAUGUAUUGUUAAUUUAAAACAGUUUAAAUUUAGCUUAAGUUUUAAAGCAACUUAUUUUCAAAUUCAGUACUAUCUGGAAUAUGGAAAAUAUCCUGCACUGAAAUGUUAAUGGGGAAGUUUACUUUAUUAAAUUCUGAAAACAAACAACUCAGAUUGAAUUUUGAUGGCUUUAAACAUCACUUCAAACGGCAUAUUCUAUUGUUUUACUACACAAACCAUUAAAUCAGUUUUGUAUUCAAACCCUAAUAUCAAAUUUCAUAACAUAAAAGAACUCUGGAUUGACAAGUUUCCACUGUGAUCCCCCGCCCCUCAGUUUUUGAUUUGAAAACAUCAGAUUUUACCAUCUUGUAGCCUCAAAUUCCCUCGCCGGCGCUUGUUUCUUCUGCUUUGCAACAGAUUAGCAUGCAAAUGUUGGAGGGUCAAAUCCCAGGAGCUCCCACAUUGAUCCCAGCUGCAUCCCUGUCUCUGAUGUGUCUCAUCAACACGUAGGUGCACGCUGAUGAGCGAUGAAACACUCUCUUAGACAUGUUAGACUGCAUCUUGACCAGUUCACCUUCACAGGUGGUGUUUAUUGCCAAUUAAAGCUACUUCUGUUAUUUUUGAUUAAAAAGAUAAAGAGAUAAAAGACAAGAUACAUGUAGAUACUUUAUAUACCGCACCGCACUGUGUGACACUAAUCAAAAUAUGGAUAAUAGGAUGAACAAUAAAGGUUUGCUUAGAUCCAGGAGGCACUGAAAAGACUUUUAUAGGCUUAUAAACAUAAACUCAGUGUAGCGUAGCUGCAAUACACAUACAUUUUUAAUGUGUUUGCAAGACCAUUAUGCUAAUGCCAGGUGCAAAUUCAGUCAAGGUUCUUGUGUGUGACCUGUAGGGAAUCAGCCUCCUCAAUAUGUUUUAUUGAUGAUUCAAUUAAAGGAUUCAAUGACAGCAAUAUAAUACAUUAUUGCCUGACAAUACCAUUUAAAGAGCAGGAUUGUCUGGAUUUUUUUCUCAUAAGCCGAAGACUGCAAGAUUGUUUAAAAAAAGAAAUGCAAUUCAUGGACAGUCAAUGUCUUCUAUUGUUGGUUUUUCAUCCAAACUACUUGCAUUGACUCUGUCCAAGUCACAAAUAUCAGAUGUUUUAAGUCAGCAUGUUCAGAGACAGGGAGUCAGUGCAGGACAAGUUUGAUGUGACCAACUCAUGAGACGCUGUGAUGUUUGCUACAGUGAAUGAAUGUCAUUUGUGUUACUCAUCAGCGUAUUAAGUCUGAUACAUUGUCAUAUUUUCAGUUACCUCACUCAUUCAUAGCUCUGGUUUUGGGCCUCAGCAACAAGGCUGCCUUGUUGGUGCUACAAAACCUUUGCUGAGGAUUACCGGCAGUUUGCUGUUGUCGUCUUACCGAAUGGAAACCUGAUGCUAAGAGAACCAAAAGGAUUUUGUUUUUUACAUCAGGAAUAAUCCUGGGAUUCAAACCCACACUGGCCCAGAGUCUGCUGUAAUGUUCACUUGAUAUUAAGAGUUUAUUCUUUCUCGAUAGUGACAAUCUACUAAGUGAUUUUAUUUCAUUCAUGUUUGUAACACCAGUUUUGUCAGUUUCACCGUUAGGUAACGUGAUAAAGCAGUGCAAGUCACUCAUACCGUUGUAAUUUUAACCUAGUAAAACCUGGUGAACUGACUUAUACCAGCUAUUGAAGUGUAGACUGAAGUCUGAGGUAAGGCAGUUGCUAGUCUUUGUUGUGUUGCAAAUCUAUACACAACUUCACAGCACUAACCUCAAAAAGUGAAACAGAAAGUGAAGCACAUUAUAGAGAUGAUGCAAAUCUAUAAAGAUGUGAGGGGAGACAAAAACAUGCAAGUUCCAUCAGUGCAACCUGAGGUGAAGAAGCAUCUUAUCCUUCAGCUGUAUGUCCCUGUUACAACAGAAAUAGCAGAUAACUGAAGUUACUGUAGAGUUCUGACUGGAGUGAUGUUUACAGAGCUACCUUUGUGUUUGCUGUCUGAUCAAAUCUCUGCUAGAUGUACUGAAAAUGUCAACCACGGUUCAGAUUUUUGAGUGUGAACUUUGGGUUGAAAAGUCUCAACUGAAACGAGGUUAAGGCAGUUCUGGGCUUUCUGUUGCCGUGCAGGGUUUAGGUCAGCUGGCCUGAAAAAUCCAAAUAUGAAGAGUUGUUUUAUGUCCAAAUGAGAUCUGACAACCAUUAGCAGUAGCAGCCUGCUGAGUGUAUAUGGAUAUAGGAGUGACCUUUAAAACACACUUUAAAAGGGUCCAGGUGUGAAAGAGAUACUGUAGGUGGUUGUUUUUUUUUAAAAGAAUCCUAUUCCAGCACGGAGAUGCAGCAGUUGUGUGGUUGUGCUGUCUGGAGGCCAUGAAGAUGUAUAAAAUUAACAGUCAGUAACUGCAGGAUACAGCUGUAGCUAUAUGCUGUAAUUAUGUUUUUAAGUAUUAUUAGCAGUGAUUUAAUGUGACUUAAAGAGGGUUAUCAUCACAUGUAAACAAUGCAAACGAAAAGGAACAUGGUGCAAUCAGAGAUCAAUCUAAUAUGAUGUCAGUACAAAUUUUAUGCAUUUUCAUGUGAAGCUAAAGAUGGGAAACCAGGUUCAGCCUUGACUACUGUAUGUCUCUGAUUACAUGUUUUAAAUACAUGUGUUUGGAUGAUGCUGUUAAGAGCAGAUGAUCUGCUUUUACUUAUGCAUGUUCUGCUGAAAACUACCGUGUGACACUGUUAUUAUUGUGUUUUACUUUGAUGUCUUGCCUACUUUUUUUCAUUCUUUGAUUCUUCUCUGGUCAGUAGUUAUCUGAAACCACAGCUGCACAAAGACCAUGUCAUAGGUAUUGAUCUGCGUCUUCCGAGCAGAAAAAUGCUGAUUUGGUUUUCCAGUAGACGUUUUCUAGACUUUAUCCAGGAUUAGAAUGCUGUUUGAUGCUCUUAAAAGUCUGUUCAGUUGUGUAAUCGCUACAUAUUCCAGCUUAAUUAACAGCAUAAAUCUUCUUAUUGCCUGCUUCCUACUAACCAUUUGACCAACUAAACUACUUAAAGGUUCCCUGCUUAGUCAUUGAGCACUGAUGGUUUGCAAGAGCUGUAUUUCAGGAAUCCGUUUCUUAACUGUGUCCAUCAGUGUGCACAGAAAAAUGCAGAUUGGAGUUAUGAGCAUGGAGUUAAAGACAUAUUUAUACUGAUGACUGCAGAGAACAAUGGUACAAAUAUAAGUAGCAAUGGAGGGCAAAUACAUUUUAGCAAGUGUAGUGCACACUGUACAUUAAAUGAGCCUACCACAGGAGAAAAGUAGCAAGCUAAGCUAUACCAAUAUGGCAAAAUUAGUUACUAAAUCAGAAACAACUUUUUUAUUUGACUUUUUCUGUCCUGUUUUAUUCAUUUCCCACCUACAGACUUUGUAAAACAUGUAGCUAGCUAGUAGUUAGACAGAAAAAGCUAUUUGAUUCAGAAAAUAGCAGGAGCUACAAGAAAUGCAGUUAAACUAGUAAGCUUAUGCACGUACUUGUAGCAAUGUUGCUGCCCAACGCUGAAAACACAAUGUUGAGGCCUUUAACAUAGAACCAGGCUAGUUUUUUCUUGAUCUGUUUCCAGUAUUUAUGCUAAGCUAAACUGGCAACCUGCUGACUGUAGCUUCAUAUUGACUAGAGACAUUUUAAAGUUAAUAUCAACUCUCUCAAAUCUCUCAAUGAGGGGAAUAAGCAUGUUUCCCCAAAUGAUAAACUACACAAAGUUGUCAACAUUUACUUGAGCAUACAAAGUGCCAGACAUGUUAUCUUAUUGUUCUGUUGAAUGUGGACUGUCCAGACUGCUGAAUGCAGUGUAAACAGUCCAGCAAUCUUUUUUCUAAUGAAUGAGAUGGAUGUGGGCAUGAUUGUUUGCAGUGAUUAAUAGACUGUCAAUGUAAAAUCAGCUCUGUUUCAUGCGUUUGCCGCAUUAACACAGUACGCUGCUGUGCACCCAGUGAGAAAAAGAGGGAAAACAUGUAGCAGAAUAAUGCCAGCUGAUAUUACAGCUGCACAUGCUGCUUUGUAUCAUGUUUGUUAAGACCUCAGUUUUUUAACCCUCUAAGGAAUAUUCAGAUGAUAUAAAACCAGGUUUAUGCUCCAUUCAGUGUUUAGGUUUCCUACCUGCUGCAGGAGCUACAGUUCCACAGAUAAGGUUUUUAAAAAUGAUUUGGGUUGCAGCAUUUGGUUGGGACUUGCAGAGUAGUAACUCACUGUCCUCUUAAACUCAGUUUUCAUUUCAUAUUUUCUGAUGGUGACUCUCUCAGCAGUGACAUAGAUAACUGUCCUGGGAUUUUUGUCACUAAAACCUACAGAAUCAGUCUGAAAACCUUCAGUCAGUGGAUGAUAUGGUGAUUAGGUUGUAAUUACAGCAAUAAGGGUGAAUUAAUUGCUGGAAUUGGAAGGUGUAUUAAUGUCAUCUUAUCCACAAUACAAAAGAUAUGAGGUUGUGUGGUUGUGUUAGAGGAUGAUGUAUUUAUUUUGUUAACAGUUUCUUCUGUUUUCUGCAUGAUAAGGUCAUUUGAACAAAGACUGCAACAGAUUUUUUUGAGUUUUAUUUCACACAGUUUUAAUUCCCUUCCACACAAAGAUCACCCUCCAGUGUAAAAUACAACCAACAGCAGUCACUCAGAUGCUGUACAAAGACUGUAGAUAAUUUCAUUUGUUGCACUCUGGAGACUCAAUACUUGGUUAGGUCUCACGCUGAAAGACAAAUUCAUACAGUGGUUUGUGCAGAAAAUGUAAUUUAUUUUAAUUAGAGAGGAUAUUUUUGUGUUGUUGUAGUUCAUCAGGCUGUAAUGUGGGCAAUAAUUUUAGCUAUGUUCCAUUAGAAAACAGUAUGAACUACGUGUUGCAUGUCUUAUAAAGCAGAGGUGUGUGAUGCAGCCACAUGAUAAGUCAGGCAGCCUGACUGAGUCACAUUUCAGGAGCCAGUUAAAGGUCACAAGUGACAUUUCAGGCUGUGGAAACAUCACUCGAGGGACAAUACUGAGAAUAUCUGCUGUGUAAGAUGUAGAGUAUGUUCACCACAAUGCAGUUUUUGUGUCAUAAUUUGAAUAAAUAUUUGCAGAUA